Messenger RNA from Botrytis byssoidea, 1620 nucleotides. RefSeq lists its product as uncharacterized. The transcript is spliced from 4 exons. Gene Ontology annotation, molecular function: N,N-dimethylaniline monooxygenase activity; NADP binding; flavin adenine dinucleotide binding. Bases 1 to 1620 code for a protein of 539 amino acids. NCBI's taxonomy places the organism in Eukaryota, Fungi, Ascomycota, Leotiomycetes, Helotiales, Sclerotiniaceae. The record is from RefSeq and is a predicted model, not a curated record.
AUGGGCUCAUUACAGAUUGAAGAAGUAGAUGUGCUACUAGUGGGAGCUGGAUUUGGCUCUUUUACUAUGCUGAAUAAGCUUCGGAAGCAAGGACUCAAUUGUAAGAUUUACGAGAAAGGUUCGAAGAGUGGAGGUAUCUGGUACUGGAAUUGUUAUCCUGGCGCUCGAGUCGAUUCUGAUGCCCCAAUUUAUCAAUUAUUCGACAAAGAGUUAUGGGAGGACUUUACAUUCAAAGAGAAAUUUCCCGGUGGCAGCGAGAUUCGUCGAUACUUUGAACACGUUGAAAAGAAAUGGGAUGUUCGGAAAGACCUUGAGUUCGACAAGCAUGUCGACGGAGCUACCUUCGACAAACAACGCAAUCAAUGGCUUGUGGAAUGCUCAGAUGGCUCCGAGAUUUAUUGCCGAUGGUUUAUACCCUGUAUAGGAUUUGCAUCUCGUCGUUUCACUCCCCCAUUUAACGGACUUAGUAAUUUCAAAGGGGACAUAUAUCAUACAGCGACAUGGCCUCAACAUGGUGUUAACCUAAAGAACAAACGAGUUGGUCAAAUCGGUACUGGAGCGACUGGUAUCCAGGUGAUACAAACCAUUGGACCCGUUGUUAAUCAUCUUACCGUCUACCAACGAACACCCAACUACGCCUUACCCAUGAAUCAAGGACUUCUUGACCCAGAAGAAGAGGCCAGAAAGAAGGCCGAGGGCAAGUAUGAAGAAGAAUUUGAGAAAACACGACAUACAUUCGCUGGUUUCCCAUAUACCUUUUUAGAAAAAAACACCUUCGAUGAUACGCCAGAAGAACGUGAAGCUACCUUCCAUGACCUACUGAUCAAAAAGGGCGGUUUUCGUUUCUGGCUUAACAAUUACAAAGACAUACUUUUUGAGCAAGAUGCCAAUAACGAAGCCUACAACUUUUGGCGCAAAUCAGUGCUCAAAAGAAUUCCCGACCCCAAAAAACAGAAGCUCUUGGCACCAGAGAUUCCACCUCAUCCAUGGGGAACCAAACGCCCUUCUCUAGAACAAAAUAUUUAUGAAGUUUUCUCUCUGCCACACAUUGACAUUAUCGACAUAAACGAAUCGCCCAUCUUAGAAGUCAGCGAAAAGGGAAUCAAAACCAAAGAAGGAGAAGUAGAAUUCGACGUUUUAAUUCUCGCCACAGGUUUCGACUCCUGUACUGGAUCGCUGGCUCAACUCAAUAUUCAAGGCAUAGAUGGUAGUACCAUUGCCCAGAAAUGGAAAGAUGGAACACGUACAUCUAUGGGUAUUGCAAUGAACAACUUUCCCAACAUGUUCUUCCUCUACGGGCCUCAAGCGCCUACUGCCUUCUCGAACGGACCGAGCUGUACCCAAUUCCAAGCGGAGUACCUUGCGGACACGAUAAAGGGAUUACACGAGAAAAAUUUAACUUACUUUGAGGCAAGGAUUGAAGCGGAGGAGGAUUGGAAUAGGAGGAUGACUGAAGCUUGGAAUAAAUCUUUGUUUCCGCUGGCAAAAAGCUGGUAUCAGGGAGCAAAUAUUCCUGGAAGGAAGGUUGAGCCGCUCAACUGGGCCGGCGGUAUGCCAGAGUACACAGCAACAUUGGCGAGAAGUAAUGAGAAUGACUACCAGGGUUGGAUCGCAGCAUAG